CAAAGAGCUACGCUACGUCGUAGCUAGACCGCGAAUCGAAGUUAAUUAUUUAGUGGGCUACGAGAGCUAAUGGAAACGUGAUUAAUUAAUUAACAUACAUCAUUUAUUACUUUAUUCGUAUAUUAUAGAAGAAUUUAUAGAUUUUUUGUACGAAAUCAGAUGUAAAUACACUGAUUUAGAGAAUUAAAAAGCCGGCGUCGCUGGUUACAAUAUCGUUUUUUUUUCGUUUUUUAUACUGGUGAAAUUGAAAUUUUAGUUUGUAAUCAAUUAUGAAUAAUGCGUUAGAAUAGACUAUACAGACAUAAUUAUUGAGUUAAUAUCAAGCAAGGUGCAAAUAUACUGUAGGGAUGAGAAUAAAGAUGUUCUCUUGUGCUAUAUUCUUUUGUAUAUUGAUGCUACUGAUAGUGGAUACAAGGAUUGGUGCUUUGCCACAGACAAGUAUCCAGCCUCGAAAAUGUCAUUUAAGCACUAAUGCCAGUUGGGUCGGCAUGUGUCCAGAUGAAAAACCCUAUUGCACUACAGUUGUGUCAACUCCUAAUUUAACGAUCUCUCUUGCCUGCGGAGCGGCUCAAGGGUCACCUUGUGUUUUGGAAUACAAAACUGAAUAUCUGUUGACCUGCAUAUGUGAUGACAAUCUCUGCAAUGCGCCUUACAAUCAACAGUUACGGGACGAGCUGCUCAAUUUUUCAACAAACUUCCCGGCGAAUAGCGAUGCCAAUUUGACAGAGAUAUUUUUAAAAUUCACGACGUACGCUAACGUCAGUAAUGAAGCCAUUUAUGAAAUGGUAACUGCAAAUACGACAUCGACCUCAAUAGCUCCCGUGACCUCUACGAGCGCUACAGCCAAAAACUCAACACACGUUCCUAAGUUGCCACACGCUGAGGCGUUAAAACAGGCGACAAUACCUCCUGAUGAUGAUGAAGAUGAGGGUGAAGGAAGCGGAGUUGAUGAGUCCAAACUACAUGAGCAUGCGUCACCAGCCGCUCCAAGUUCAUUUCUUCCAGCGAAAGAAAACGGCGCACCUGGUUCUUCUCUAAACAUCUUAUACUUAGUACUUUUAUUUCUUAAUCCAUACUUUUAAUUCUAGUUUAGAUAGAAUUAAGAUAAACUACCUGAGAAUUUAUUAGGCUUUUUGACCUAAUAUGGGAGCAAAUUACUUCUUCCGACGGUUUUUGUUUUUGACACAGCCAAUUUCAGUACCUAUAGGAAUAACCAGUUUUAUGCAUAAAUACAUAAUAAUAAUUCAUUGACAUUCAUGAUUUUAGUCUCUUGUUAAAAUUUAGAGAACAUAAUAGAUAGUACUUGUGCCAAUUGAACCAAAAAUUAAUACCUACUUUACUGACGGGUUAUUUAUGAUUAACGGUCAUAUUUUUGUGCCAAUAGUUUAUACAUUUUAUCUACAGUGUGUUUCCAUUAAAAACUUAUUUUAUAUUGUUGUAAAUUAAAGUGAUAUAGAGAAAUUAUACAGGAUACUUUUUAAAAUUAUAAAAGACACAUUUGCACACGACUAGAUUUAAGGUCGCUCAAUAUUUAACUAUUUAGCGAACGUGAAUGUUGAACUUAGAUUUUCUUCAUAAAAAUUUAGUCUCUCAUGUAAUAAUAAUAAGAUAUAAAAAAAUGUACUUAGAAAAGCGCAAAGUUUUUGUUAUAAUUUAUUAAAAUAGCCAUUAUGAAAGACAUAAGUUACUAAUUAAGAUAUCACUCACUUCAAAAUUACUUGUACUAUUAUAAUUAUAUAGAUGCCAGAUCAUUAGAUUCCAUAUUUAUGAUGUACAAUAGGCUAAUGCUAUUAAUAAUUAACAUCGAAAAAACUGCCCUGAAAUCUCUUUAAACACCUGUAGAUAUUGUCAAUUAUACAAUUUUAUCUUUAUUUUAGU
Messenger RNA from Pieris rapae (cabbage white), 1878 nucleotides. RefSeq lists its product as uncharacterized. Bases 348 to 1082 code for a protein of 244 amino acids. The transcript is spliced from 3 exons. Lineage: Eukaryota; Metazoa; Arthropoda; Insecta; Lepidoptera; Pieridae. The record is from RefSeq and is a predicted model, not a curated record.